GACACAGAGAGGUCCACCCGGAAAGGCAAAAUUCCCGGGUCGAGCAACCCGUUCAAUAUCCGAUUCUGAGAGCGCCGCAAGGGACGCCUAUCGCGAUGGACGGGGGCAUGGGCAGACCUGGGGACGAACGCAUCAAUCUCCUCUUGCAGAGGCUGGACGCCCUAGAGAGGAGGAACGGGACAGGGCAAAUUGCUGAACCCGUGUUCAGACUUCGUUCUCCUUUCUCCGAAAGAAUCUUGAGGGCACCACUGCCGAGCAGCUUUCAGAUGCCACCCAUACCUAGGUAUGACGGGACCACAGACCCGCAGGAGCAUUUCAACCGAUACCAAACCCUCAUGAACGUGGUGACGUUCUCCGAGGAAGUCCUUUGUAGGUCAUUUCCCGCCACUCUCGACGGGGUGGCGUCUGAGUGGUUCAAUGAACUGCCCGAAGGGAAGAUCGAUUCAUGGGAGGAUUUGGCACGAAGGUUCUUGGUUCAUUUUGCCGGGAACAGGAAGAAGAAAUUACAUUUUUCACAUCUCCUGUCGGUCAGGCAACGACCUGACGAGCCACUGAGGGAAUUCCUGGCAAGAUGGAAGCUGGAAACCACCAGAGUUUACGGAGCGGAUGACAAAACCAGGCUAUCCACUUUUCAUUUGGUCUUACGAUCAGGUGACUUCUCCAAACGCCUAGCCUUGGAGAAGCCGAGGGAGUAUUCCAUCGUGCUGGCCAUGGCGGAGGAUCAAGCUGAAGCAGAGGAGCUGGAGGCAAACAAGAAAAAGGAAGAAGCAGGAAGGCUUAGUUCCAUCGCGACGGCGGUAAAGUCCACGCCGAGGAAGGUCACCAUUGAUGAGCGACCGCAUUUGCCGGUCGGACACCGCUUCCGGAAGGGUAGAGACCCACGCGACCGACGAUCGCAUGGAAAGGAUGUAUACGAAGAAGGAGGCGAGGACAAGAGACCUUAUCCCCCCAGAGGUCCCAAGUUGUUGUUCCCUGAUGAGCUUACGCCGCUUACACAUCCCGUAAGCGCCAUUCUGGAUUUCGCCGAGCAUCAGGGCUUCGUGGAGUACGAUCCGCGUUUUCCCCCGAUCUGCACUGUCGGGGAGGGCCCUUAUUGCAGGUUUCACAGAGCAGCCGGUCAUGACACGGACGCGUGCAAGGUCCUGAAGAGAGAGAUCGAGAACUUGAUCCAAGCGGGAUACUUUGCCGAGCAAAGAAAGAAAUGGGUACACUCGGCCUACGUCGGAGAUGUUCACAGCGCACCUGGACCGUCGAAAAUCACGAAGACAGAGCCCCUUCUAUUUGGUCCCAAGGAUCUGCCUGAGAUCCCAUCACCCCACAGAGACGCUUUGGUCGUCAGGUGUGAGAUCAACGAGGUGGUAAUCCACCGAUCCUACGUUGACAAUGGGAGCUCGGUGAGCAUCAUGUAUGUAAGGACAUUUGAGGAGCUGGGAUUGAAGAAGGAACUCUUGAAGAGAGUAAGGACUCCCUUGUCCGGAUUCACAGGGGACAUCAUCGAUUCAGAGGGCCUAGUCGAGGUGAUGGUCACCUUCGGCGAUGGAGAACACAAGAGGACGAUCCCGGUCGAAUUUUUGGUGGUACGACUUCUGGGAUCCCAUAAUCUGAUCUUGGGUCGGCCUGCACUGGAAGAUCUCGACUCCGUGAUAUCGGUGAAGUAUUUGAGCAUGAAAUUCCUUACCGAUUCAGGAGUAGGAGUGUGCAGAGGAAACCAGAAGCUUGCUCGACUCUGCUACCAGAAGCAGACAAAGAAGAUGGACGCCCAGGAUCUCAGAGUGGACAGUAUUGCCACGGCACUUUUGAAGGAAGAAGAAGGCUGUCCUCGGGCUGAGCCAGCCGAGGAUACGAAAGAUGUGGUGAUAAUGGAGAAGCACCAGGAGAAAAAGAUCAAGCUCGGUAUUAACAUUAGUGCCGAGCUUCGGUCGAAGAUCAUACAAGUACUCAGGGAGAACUUCAUGGUGUUUGUAUGGAGUGUCGAGGAUAUGCCGGGAGUGAGCAAAUCCCUGAUCACCCACCGCCUUGCGGUCGGAUCGGACGUAGAGCCCGUAAAGCAGAGAAGGAGACACUUGAGCAAAGACCGGAGGGAUUUCGUAAAGAAGGAGGUGGACAUGCUCCAAGCGGUCAUCAAGUGGUCUGUCUAUCUGAAUCAGUACCAAAUAGAGAUGAAGCCGAGGGCAGCAAUCAAAGCCCAGGCCUUGGCCGAUUUCAUGGUAGAAUGUACGGCACGUGACAACAACCCCAUGCCCGUGGCGGAGCAGGGAGAAUGGUGGACUUUAUCUACUGAUGGAUCGUUAGCUGCAAAGGCUUGCGGUGGGGGCGUGGUAAUCCAAUCACCUGAAGGAUUCCGCUCCUAUCAUGCAAUAAAAUUCCAGUUCAAGGUGUCCAAUAACGAAGCCGAGUAUGAAGCAUUACUGAGCGGACUGAGGCUCAUCCUCAACCUGAAGGCCGAGUACGUCAGGAUCAGGUGCGAUUCGCGCCUGGUUGUCAGCCAAAUCAAAGGAGAGUUCGACACCAAGGAGGAACGGAUGCGCCUAUACAAGGAGGCGGCCCUGGAGUUGCUCAAAAUCCUUAAAGGAUACGAGCACGUGCAGAUCCCGAGGGCGGAAAACACCGAGGCCGACGUCCUCUCCAAACUGAGCAACGACAGCCCUGAACACAUCUCCAAGAUGGCUCACAUUGAAGACCUGGGGUCUCCAAGCAUUCACGUUCAGCUCGUCUCUAUCGUCACCGAGGAGGCCAGCGGAUGGAUCGCGGACUUGAUCCGGUAUAAGAAGGAUGGAGUCCUCCCCGGCGACGAGACGACGGCCCGUCUGAUCAAACGGAGGGCACCGACGUAUGUCAUUGAGAACGGCGGGCUAUACAAGAGAUCAUACAACGGCACAUUGCUGAGAUGUGUUGACGAAGCCAGAGCCGGGCAAAUCAUGGAAGAGGUCCACGAAGGAAUAUGCGCGGCACAUCAAGGUCCUUUCUCCAUGGCCAGACGCAUUGUCCUGCAGGGAUAUUUCUGGCCGACCAUGGUGAAGGACUGUGCCAGGCGCGCCAAGUGUUGCAAGAGAGAAGAGAACUAUGAAGCCAAGGAGAACGAGGAAACCAUGGAGGCCGAUCUCAACUUCGUUGAAGAACGCCGGGAGCAAGCUUUUCUCAAAGCAGAGAACUACCGAAGGCAGGUAAAAGAAUAUUACGACCGCAAAGUCAGAGCAAGGGAAUUCUGAGUAGGGGACUUGGUACUCAGGAAAAGGGAAGCCAAUCAGCCUACAGAAGGGGGAAAGUUUGCCAAAAGCUAUGAAGGGCCGUACAAGGUCAUAGCCGUGCUCCGGCCGGGCACCUACAAGCUCUCAACGCUUGAAGGUCGCGAACUCGGCAGGCACUGGAACACGCACAAUCUCAUUUCUUUUUACAUGUAAGGCACUGAGAACCGUAACCAGUCGGCCUCGGUAGCUAAAAAAACUCCUUAAUGAAAUACUCGCUUCCACGCGAAUUCCGUUUUGCUUUAAGCAAUUUAUAAACACUGCUUAGCGAUAUCGGG
Messenger RNA from Cuscuta campestris, 3523 nucleotides. The record is from the annotation of a GenBank genome assembly. NCBI's taxonomy places the organism in Eukaryota, Viridiplantae, Streptophyta, Magnoliopsida, Solanales, Convolvulaceae.